CGUCCCACCGACGUCACCUCAACGUUCAUUAUUAGUUAUCAGUCCUAGGAGGUCGGAAUGAGCUCUGCAAUGUCUGCUCGGGUGAUGUGAAACUGAAAGUGUAAAUUGACGUAGGACUUUGCUGAACGAAUCGAAUUGACGUUGGAGUCACUUAAUAAUCCAAAAUCAGAUAUCUUUAAGUGACAAACGCGACUAAAGAGGUAAUUCACCAUGGAUGAAAUUGAAAGCUACCUCCAAUCAGCUCUACAGAAGGACACCAAACUUUGUAAAUUUAUUGAAAAUACUCUCAGUAAUGGGCCUGCCAGUGACGACGAAGACAACAAACAUGAUCUGUCGUUCAUGCCGUCGAUGAGUUUAGACGAAACUUUAGUUGGAACAUCGUCAACAAAUGAUUCACAUGUCGAGAUGAAUCAGAGCAUGACUCUCGACAACGUGUCGUCAAUUGAACCAAACGUCUCAGAAAAUGAUCCAGACUUGUCCUAUUAUUUUGCAGAACCCAACGAUUUCGAAAGGGCAGUUUGUCUGUUGUGGAACCUCGUCGUCGGUUGUUGGAAACCUUCUUCGUCGGCAACUGCUGCUGCUGCUGCUGCUGCUGCUGCAUACCUGGCGUGGUAGAGAAGAAAAAGAAGUUCGUUCCGCCCUGUUGUGUGCUGCUUUAUUUCGCUCCUGGCUCUCUCUCUCUGAAAAUCAUGUCGUCUGCAGUAUCUUAUUUGAUAUAAAAAAAUUUAUUUUAGUAAAUAUAAGAAAUUAUAGACGUCAUCAUCGGAAAUGAUGGACCCGAAAGAAUUCGGCUUUUUCCCACGCGUUUGUGACGUCAUUUCGGGCGAAUAUAUUUUGGCGAAAAAAGAUACUACGACAAGUUUUUGAACUGCCCGCUGCUGCUGCUGCUGCUGCAAGUCCGUUUCCCCCCUUUUUCCCGCCUCGGUUUUCUUCUUCUUCUUCUGUUUUAAAAAAAAAGGAGUCGAUGUUGUCGAGUCUCAUCAUUUCCUUCUCGUCGUCCCUACUAUCUCCUCUCCGUUUGGUAUUCCUUAAAAAGAGAAGAAGAAAGAAAAGAAGCAGCAAGGGAAUAGAUAGAGAGCUGGUGGUGGGUAAAGGCAAUAGCUCAGGCAAAGCCAAAACCCGGUCGAACAAAAGGGGGACGAAGGAAAGGAGAAGAGAGAGAGAGAGAGAGAGAAUAACGUGGUACUUUUUUCUCAUUGGUCGACGACUUGUUCUUCUACGAAAUUCCACCCCAUAUCCCCCCUCUCUCUCUCGCAAUAGAGCCCGGAGGCUCCCCUGCCUGCCUGCCGAGACCCCUCGUCGUCGUUGAAGCAGGGCCCCCUCCUCAACAGAGGGCGGUAGUGGUGGUGGAAAUAGACGCGAGGGGAGAGAGAGAGAGAGAGAAGUGGGAGGAGGACGGGUGCUGGGAAUAGCCGAAGCUCUCGGCUAUAGCGCCACCGUUCCGUCUACUACACACACAGUAUAGCUCUAUAGUCUGCCAGUGUUGGACGUGUUACUCCCAAGCUUCGCCCAUUUGAACAAAAUUCAUUUCUCAUAUACACACACACACGAAGCCGGG
Molecule: messenger RNA, 1558 nt
Organism: Daphnia pulicaria
Lineage: Eukaryota; Metazoa; Arthropoda; Branchiopoda; Diplostraca; Daphniidae
Exons: 3
Coding region: 211-615 (134 amino acids)
Source: RefSeq, a predicted model, not a curated record